AUGGGGAACUUUACAAAGUUGGUUGCAGAAUUGAAUCUCCUGUGCUAUUUACAAUUGAAGAGCAAUAAUGCGGAUUUCGAGCGCUUCGAUUAUAAUCAAGCAAUGCCAAUGGUUUCCCCCACCUAUCUCAUUAUCAAUCUUACAGCAUUAUGCAGAAAGGUUCGGUUGAAGAGGGUGCGACACAUUUUUUCUCUGUCACAGAAACCCACUGUAAAUUCUUGUACAAACCAUCAAUUCUUGGAAACCUGCGUUUCCAAGAAAACACUUUCAGAGGGUAAGGAAAUCCACUCCCACACCAAUCAGAAGGAAUAUAAACAUCCCAAACGCAAACUUUUACAAGAUACGCUUAUACGCAUGUAUGAUCAUUGUGGAGGUUUAGUUAAUGCACGCGAAGUGUUUGAUCAAAUGACUGAACGAGAUGUCUUGUCAUGGAAUGCGAUCAUUGCAGCUUAUAGAAGACAUGGGUAUCCUCUCGAUGCAUUGACACUGUUUCACCAAAUGGAAGCAAAUGACAUCCAACCCGAUCAGUUCACCUUUUCCAGCAUACUCCCAGCUUGUGCCAAAAUAAGAGCUUUGGAACAGGGUAUGUACAUGCAUCAAAGCAUAAUGGAAAGGGGAUUUUCUUCGGAUGAUGUAGUUGCAAAUGCGCUGGUAGAUAUGUAUGCAAAAUGUGGGAGAAUAUACAAGGCACGCGAGCUGUUCGACAAAAUGACCCAGAAAAAUGUAGUCUCGUGGACCGCGAUGGUUGCGGGAUAUGCACAAAAUGGUGUUCUCGAUGAGGCUUUGACGCUUUUUCAAGAAAUGCCUCAAAGAAAUGUGGUGUCAUGGAAUGCAAUGAUUGCGGGAUUUGUACAAAAUGGGUUUGUUGAAAAGGCUUUGGAAAUUUUUCAGCAAAUGCGAUUGGCACACAUAAAGCCAGUCUCGACAACCUUUGCCAAUGCUGCAGUUUCAAGCGCCCUCGUAGACAUGUAUGCAAAGUGUGGAAGCAUACAUACUGCUCGACAACUGUUUGACAGAAUUCUUCGAAGAGAUGUGGUUUCAUGGACUGCAAUGAUUGCAGGAUAUACACAAAAUGGGUUUGCUGGAAAAUCUUUGGAAACUUUUAAGCAAAUGCAAUUGGCAGGAUAUGCACAAAAUGGAUUCGUCGAGAAAGCCUUGGAAACUUAUAAGCAAAUGCAACUGGCAGGAGUAAAGCCAGACUCGACAACCUUUAUAAGCAUUCUCCCAGCCUGUGCCAAAAUGGGGGCUUUAGAACAGGGGAUAAACAUCCAUCAAAACAUAAUUGAAAGAUAUGCACAAAACGGUUUUUGUAAUGAUGCUCUCAAAUUAUUUGAACUAAUGAAGCACUUUAAAACAAACCCUAACAAUGUAAGCUUUGCUUGUGUUUUAUUAGCAUGCAGCCAUGCAGGAUUAGUGAACAAGGGUUGUGGAUAUUUCAGUGUCAUGAGUGACUCUUACUGCAUUGCCCCUACAAUUGAUCAUUAUGCAUGCAUAGUUGACCUCCUUGGCCGUGCUGGCUAUCUUGAGGAAACCCUAAAUUUUAUCAUCAAAAUGCCAAUGAAACCCGUUGUGGUUGUGUGGACAUGUCUGCUCGGUGCCUGUAAAUCACAUAAGAAUAUAGGGUUAGCAAUAUAUACAGCAACUCUUUUAAUUGAGUUGGAUCCUAGAAAUACUGCUACUUAUGUUCUUCUAGCAAACAUCUAUGCAGAAGUGGGCAGGUGGGGAGACAGAUCACACCCACAGGCACAGGAGAUCCAUGCAAAGUUGGAUGAAUUGUCUCAGGACAUGAAGGCAGCAGGGUAUUUUCCAGGUUCAAGACAUGCACUGAAUGAUGUAGAGGAGGAAGAAAAAGAACUAUUCCUCUGCCACCAUAGUGAGAAGUUGGCAAUUGCAUUCGGACUGUUAAACACGCCCCCUGGAACAACUAUUAGAGUUGUCAAGAACCUUCGAGUAUGUGUUGAAUGCCACAAUGCAACCAAGUUUAUUUCCAAGAUUGUUGCAAGAGAAAUCAUUGUGAGGGAUGCAAACCGGUUCCAUCAUUUCAAACAAGGCCAAUGUUCUUGCGGAGAUUAUUGGUGA
Messenger RNA from Cryptomeria japonica (Japanese cedar), 2079 nucleotides. RefSeq names its product pentatricopeptide repeat-containing protein At2g22070. Gene Ontology annotation, molecular function: RNA binding; zinc ion binding; protein binding. The coding region runs from base 1 to 2079 and encodes 692 amino acids. The transcript is spliced from 6 exons. The record is from RefSeq and is a predicted model, not a curated record. Gene Ontology annotation, biological process: RNA modification. Lineage: Eukaryota; Viridiplantae; Streptophyta; Pinopsida; Cupressales; Cupressaceae.